Messenger RNA from Nerophis ophidion (straightnose pipefish), 1085 nucleotides. RefSeq names its product ephrin-A3-like. Bases 274 to 969 code for a protein of 231 amino acids. Gene Ontology annotation, cellular component: plasma membrane. The transcript has 5 exons. Gene Ontology annotation, biological process: axon guidance; ephrin receptor signaling pathway. NCBI's taxonomy places the organism in Eukaryota, Metazoa, Chordata, Actinopteri, Syngnathiformes, Syngnathidae. The record is from RefSeq and is a predicted model, not a curated record. Gene Ontology annotation, molecular function: ephrin receptor binding.
CUGAAUGGAGGGGAGGGAGACGCCGCAGGUAGUCAGCGGCAGUUUUACAGCAGCAUCAGCGGGAAGAGGAAGAAGAAAAGGAAGAAAAAGAACAAGGCUAGGUCCAAAUUAGCCGCACCUGGGACGACAAGUGUCCCCCACAAAGUGAACACCGCGGGCGUCGACGCCAUGGGCUCACCCCGGAAGAACGCGUUGACGAAAGAAGAACUCUGAACACAACCGCGGGGAUGUUGUGAGAGAGUCACGCGGAGUGGAUUAUUAUUGUGGUUAUUUAUGAAGAUGUUGAUGAUGAUGAUCGCGACGUGUUCUCUCAGCAUCGUGACGGUGGUGCUGUCCAACUUGCACAUGUCCGCGGGCAGCAACCGACAUGCGGUGUACUGGAACAGCUCCAACAUACUGUUGCAGCGAGAAGGCUACACGGUGCAGGUGCGUGUCAACGACUACCUGGACAUCUACUGCCCGCACUACAACACCAGCCUGCGGGGGACGCUGGAGCGCAGCGUGGCCGAGCAGUACAUCCUCUACAUGGUCAGCUACCGCGGCUACCUGACCUGCGACCCCCGGCUGGGCUUCAAGCGCUGGGAGUGCAACCGCCCGCACGCUCCUCACGCGCCCAUCAAGUUCUCGGAGAAGUUCCAGCGCUACAGCGCCUUCUCGCUGGGCUACGAGUUCACCGUGGGCCAGGAUUACUACUACAUCUCCACGCCCACUCACCAUCACCACGGCCACAGCUGCCUGAGGAUGAGAGUCUACGUCUGCUGCUCCACUGUCUCCCAGGUGGACGACGACUCCAGCCAGACUUCCACCGCCUACACAGUGAGGCCGAGUAUCAAAAUACACAACAUCGACGAGUUCAACCCAGAAGUUCCCAAGCUGGAGAAGAGCGUGAGCGGCAGCAGUCCGUCACGUGACCGCCUCCUCAUGACGGUGGCCGCCAUGCUGCUGGUCGGCGCCCCCCUCCUGUCCUAGCGACACCACUCGGACCACGCCUUUUUUUUUUUUUUUUUACGGAAAGGGCUUCGCCGAGAUGUAAAUCAAACAAGAAGAGAAAUGACCGGGUUGAAAAAAAAGAACCAAAAACAAGU